AUGGUGGUGGAUAUGUUACCUAAUUCUCAAAAGCAGUGGUUAAACUCAUUGACCCCAACGAUUGCCCCAUUGUCAGCAGCCAGCAACAUCCCAUGGCUAGUGUCCAUGGAUGAAACUUGCCAAGGCAUUAUUCUGAGUCGGUGGUGGAUCCUGUCCACAGCUAGCUGUCUGACUAAAUUACAUUACACUGGCAAACAAUUAUGUUUAAAUGAGACCUUAUUGAUUUUAUUUACUUUAAUAUUACUGUAUUAUUCUUCACCUUUCUAUUCCAUUAGGAAGCACUUGCUCUCUGAUAUUUCAGGAGUCAUUGACCAAGAAGGUAUUUUACUUGGCCAUAAAAUCUGCCUGCAUCCCAGUUUUAAUCCACAAGAUGGAAAAGAUCCAGUCAAAGGAGACAUAGGAGUGGUCCUCCUGCAGUACCCUAUUAGGAGGAAAGAAAUUCCACUUUCUCACACUUAUAAUAUCUUCUGGAAAAGCUGUUAUAACUGCCUGUACAGACACUGCAGAGUAUACCAAUAUCAGAAACACAAUAACUUUGGGACCAGUAUCAGGAAGUUAUCAGUUAAGCUUCUGGACCUCUCAUUCUGCCACCAUCAACAUAUCCACAUGGCUAAACAUAAUAACUUAUGUAUCUGGAGUCACCCCCAAGAAGAUUGCUGG
Castor canadensis (American beaver) is the source of this 660-nucleotide messenger RNA. The record is from RefSeq and is a predicted model, not a curated record. Lineage: Eukaryota; Metazoa; Chordata; Mammalia; Rodentia; Castoridae.